Molecule: messenger RNA, 948 nt
Organism: Sciurus carolinensis (gray squirrel)
Lineage: Eukaryota; Metazoa; Chordata; Mammalia; Rodentia; Sciuridae
Product: mast cell protease 2-like
Exons: 5
Coding region: 39-782 (247 amino acids)
Biological process (GO): proteolysis
Cellular component (GO): cytoplasm; intracellular membrane-bounded organelle
Molecular function (GO): serine-type endopeptidase activity
Source: RefSeq, a predicted model, not a curated record
CAAAACCAACAACUUCCACGGGCCGCCUCUCUAAGAAGAUGCAUCUUCUUUCUCUCCCUCUGCUGGUCUUUCUCCUAUUUUCCAGUGCUGAAGCCGGGGAGAUCAUCGGGGGCACAGAGUGCAAACCACACUCCCGCCCCUAUAUGGCCUACCUGGAAAUUGUCACUCCUCAAGGUCACCUGACAACUUGCGGUGGCUUCCUGAUAAGACGAAAUUUUGUGCUGACAGCUGCUCACUGUGCAGGAAGAUCUAUAACAGUUAUGCUAGGAGUUCAUAACAAAAAAGAGAAAGAAGACACAUGGCAGAGACUUGAGGUCGUAAAGCAAUUCCCUCAUCCAAAAUAUGAUGACAUUUCGCUUCGCCAUGACAUCAUGUUAUUAAAGUUAAAGGAGAAAGCCAACCUGACCCUGGCCGUGGGGACUCUGCCCCUCCCAUCCCAAUUCAACUUCAUCCCACCUGGGAGAAUGUGCCGGGCAACUGGCUGGGGAAGAACAAAUGUGGAGGAACCCUUGUCUGGCAGUCUGCAGGAGGUGAAGCUGAGACUCUUGGACCCCCAGGCCUGCAAACACUUCAGAAGCUUUAAACACAACCCCCAGCUAUGUGUGGGCAAUCCCAGGAAGACAAACUCUAUAUACAAGGGAGACUUUGGGGGGCCCCUUUUGUGUGCUGGGAUAGCCCAGGGCAUUGCAUCCUAUGUAAAUCAGAAUGCAAAGCCGCCUGCCGUCUUCACCCGAAUCUCCCAUUACCGACCUUGGAUCAACAAGAUCUUGAAAGAGAAUUAACCCAGGAUCCUGGGUCAGCCUGAGGAAAUCUGGAACUGGAGAUGAGCAGGUUCUCUGUGUCAUUCACUCUGGCCCAAUCCAUGUUCCUGCUGAAGUCCUGCCACAUCCCUGAGCAUCCAAAAUCUUCCUACAGGUCGCAAAACUCACAAUAAAGACCUAGAAUCCA